Messenger RNA from Lolium perenne, 738 nucleotides. Its product is annotated as secreted RxLR effector protein 161-like. The record is from RefSeq and is a predicted model, not a curated record. Lineage: Eukaryota; Viridiplantae; Streptophyta; Magnoliopsida; Poales; Poaceae.
AUGGAAGCAAGAUGCCAGCUGAGCUGCGAUAGCAAGGAGCCUGCAGUGGAUGCCACAUUCUACCGCAGCAUCAUCGACAGUCUCAGGUAUCUCGUGCACACCCGACCGGACAUCGCAUUCGCCGUCGGAUACUUGAGCAGGUUCAUGGAGACCCCUGCAAGUGAUCAUCUCGUAGCAGUGAAACAUCUGCUCUAUUACAUCGCGGGGACUCUGAGCCACGGCUGUGUGUAUCGCCGUGGUGGUGGCGAGGAUCUGACAGGCUUAAGUGACUCGGAUCAUGCUGGUGACAAGGACACGAGGAAGAGCACUUCUGGCGUGCUCUUCUUCCUCGGCAGCAGCCCCAUCAGUUGGCAAUCCCUGAAGCAAAAGGUGGUUGCCACCUCCUCAUGCGAGGCUGAGUAUAUUGCAGCAGCCACGGCGGCAUGCCAGGGCAUCUGGCUGGCACGUCUGUUCGGCGAGCUUCUGAACCAGAAGGCGACGCCGUUCAUCCUCUACAUCGACAACAAGUCCACCAUCUCUCUCUGCAAGAACCCCAUAAUGCACGACCGCACCAAGCACAUCGAUCUCCGAUAUCACUUCAUACGUGAUAGAGUUGAGAAAGGGAUGGUGGUCGUGGAGUUCAUCGGAACCACGGAGCAGAAGGCGGACAUCCUGACAAAGUCGCUCGGCCGAGUUCGUCACCAGGAGCUUCAUGGCAAGAUCGGCAUUGUCGACAUCCUCUCGGUGCGCCAGGAUUGA